Molecule: messenger RNA, 936 nt
Organism: Macrosiphum euphorbiae (potato aphid)
Lineage: Eukaryota; Metazoa; Arthropoda; Insecta; Hemiptera; Aphididae
Source: the annotation of a GenBank genome assembly
AUGUAUAUGGCAAGACGGAAAAACGUUCCUAUAUAUCCAAAAUCUUUUGAUGAAGCCAUAGAUAAAAUUUGGGAAAUGCAAAACGAUGAUAUUUUUAAAUUUAAUAAUAAAAAAUUUAUCCACAUUCCGAUGAAUAAAUCGUUUAUUUGUAUCACGACUGAAGAUAAUUUGAAUUUUAUGAGUUCUUGCACAGAAUAUUUUUCAGAUGGCACAUUUCAAUUCGCACCUAAUUUUUUUAUGCAAAUGUAUACUGUCCAUUGUUUCAAAAAUGGCUUUUAUUUACCAGUUAUUUUUAUUUUUUUGAAAGAUAAAUUUAAGCAAACAUAUAUCGAAAUGUGGAAAUUUAUUAAAGAACUAUAUUUGCAACACACAUCUCAAACACUAAAUUUAUGCAAAUUACACAUCGACUUUGAAAUAGGAGCACACGAAGCUGUGAGGGAAGUUUUUCCGAAUGUACAACUUAUUGGAUGUCGUUUCCAUUUAAGUCAAUCUUGGUGGCGUUAUAUAAAUGCAAAUAAAAAAUUGAGGACAGCAUACUCGGAUGAUAAAAGUUUAUUAGGAAAAUGGUUAAAAAUGUUUUUUGGUCUACCAUUUCUGCCUUAUCAAAUAGUCGAAGACGGUUUUGUUGAAUUAGUAGAACCUUCAAUAAAUAAAAGAACAACAAAUGGUCCAGAGAGUUUCCACAGAACUUUUAACGCACAAUUCUAUAGCUCACAUCCACCAAUAUACUUUGUGCUUGAGGCAUUGAAAGAAAUGCAGGCUGAAACCAAUAUAAAAAUAUCCACUAUACAAAAAAAUAUAUCCAAAGCUAUUCCAUCUAAAGAUAUGCAAAAAAUGAACCAUGUUAUAAAACUAUACGACCAAUUUAAAAUAGAUGGUAAUAUAUUAAUUUUUUUAUCAGGGACUGGUUAUCGAUACCAAGGUUUUAAUUUAUAA